Messenger RNA from Amaranthus tricolor (Joseph's coat), 990 nucleotides. RefSeq lists its product as uncharacterized. Lineage: Eukaryota; Viridiplantae; Streptophyta; Magnoliopsida; Caryophyllales; Amaranthaceae. Gene Ontology annotation, biological process: proteolysis. The coding region runs from base 1 to 990 and encodes 329 amino acids. Gene Ontology annotation, molecular function: aspartic-type endopeptidase activity. The record is from RefSeq and is a predicted model, not a curated record. The transcript is spliced from 2 exons.
AUGCCUCCUAGAAGAAGAACCUCUGCUGAGAAGGAGUCUUCCCGCCAACGUCUGAGAGCUCUAGAGGAUGCUAUUAUUGCCCUCGCAAAUCGAUCCACUGGUCUGGCUAACAACCAUUUUGUCUUUGAUCGGUUUGAUCGUCAUCGUCCCCCAGACUAUGAGGUAGCAAUUGGCUCGUAUUACCUGAAGAAAGAGGCUGACAACUGGUGGGGUAUGGUCAAAGCUGAAUGUCUUGCUACCACUGGUUUUGGGUGGGAAAAAUUCUCCACGAAGUUGAAGGAGAGAUUCUAUCCGGACGAGUUGAGGUGGCUGAAAAGAGAAGAGUUUUUCUCUGUGGAACAGGGUUCUAUGUCAGUGCAAGCAUAUACUGACAACUUCACAGAGUUGUCUCGUUUUGCUGCUAUUUUGAUCCCUUCUGAAGCUGAGAAAAUGAGGUUGUAUGUGAGGAGGUUAGACGCCCGGAUUAGAGUACCAGUGAUGUGUUCAGGUGCUGCUACUUUCCAAAGGGCUUAUGAAGUUGCCCUUAGUGCUUAUGCUGCAGUUCAGGAGGAAGAAGCUGCUAGGCGUGCUCUCACAUCCAAGAGGCCCCCUCCCUCAUUUCAUACUGCAAACCCCUCCAAGAAGUCUAAGCUUAUUCCUGCAAAGAAGGGGAGUACUUCUGAUUCUAGACCGAAGAAGUGUUUCAAGUGCCAGAAAGAUUGGCACCCUGGCAAAAAUUGUGAUGGUUCUGCUGUCAAGUGUUUCUAUUACAAUGGUGAGGGUCACCGUUCGUACUCUUGCCUUAAGAAUUCUGAUGCAGGCAAGACAAUUACUGGUGGUAAUGCCCCUCUCCGCAACAGGGUUUAUAAUAUGACCGAAACCGAGGAAGGAUCGAAUGUUGAUGUCAUUGCCAGUACUAUUCUCGUGAACUCUAUUCCUGCUUAUGUUUUAUUUGAUACUGGUGCUACUGUUUCUUUCAUCUCUUCUUCCUUUAUUGAAAAGCCAAGUUGA